Molecule: messenger RNA, 783 nt
Organism: Ananas comosus (pineapple)
Lineage: Eukaryota; Viridiplantae; Streptophyta; Magnoliopsida; Poales; Bromeliaceae
Exons: 4
Coding region: 1-783 (260 amino acids)
Source: RefSeq, a predicted model, not a curated record
AUGCAGUGGGCGGUUUACCAAAGAAGAGUUUCUGAUGGCCCGUUUUAUGGUGGUAAAGCCCAACUAAAUGUUUAUGCUGUGCCAAAUAUUCAAUCCUAUCAGAUCAGCUCUUCUUCGUUUUGGCUUUCAAGUGGGCUUGAUGGCCCAUCAAAAAAUUUCAAUGCAAUACAGGCAGGAUGGCAAGUAAAUCCUGCGUUAUAUCAUGAUUAUGAUGUUCAUUUCUUCAUUUAUUGGACUGCGGAUGGUUACGAGUCGACGGGAUGUUAUGACCUUUUAUGUAAAGAUUUUGUAGUAGAUAAUUCAGCUAAACUGAAACCGGGUUAUAUAAUUACUCCAGUUUCCGAAUAUAAUGGACCACAAUAUUAUUUUACACUUAGAAUACAGAAGAAUUUACAAACCGGAGAUUGGUGGUUAUAUAGAGAUGAUGGAGAUGAUGCUGGACCUUUGGGAUAUUGGCCAAAAUCUCUCUUCACUACUUUAACAGACAAUGCAUCUACUGUUGUAUGGGGUGGAUUUGUCGACAGUUCUUCAAAAAAUGACACUGGUCCUCCAAUGGGCAGUGGACAUUUUUCUUCAGAAGGAGAAGGAAAGGCAGCAUAUAUAAAAAAUAUUAAGGGUGUCGAUUCGGUUGGUGAUAUUUACACUGUUCUCAAGAACAUGGUGACUUACUAUGUUGACAGACAAGAUUGUUACAGUGUUAGCGAUUUCGAGGGUUCAACUGGAUCAAAAGGUGGGGACGGCUAUGGAUAUUUUCUCUUUGGAGGACCAGGUUGUAAAAAUUAA